Hyla sarda is the source of this 1512-nucleotide messenger RNA. RefSeq names its product potassium two pore domain channel subfamily K member 17 (gene KCNK17). Gene Ontology annotation, cellular component: membrane. Gene Ontology annotation, biological process: potassium ion transmembrane transport; stabilization of membrane potential. The record is from RefSeq and is a predicted model, not a curated record. Gene Ontology annotation, molecular function: potassium ion leak channel activity. The transcript has 5 exons. NCBI's taxonomy places the organism in Eukaryota, Metazoa, Chordata, Amphibia, Anura, Hylidae. The coding region runs from base 263 to 1207 and encodes 314 amino acids.
CCCUAUAUUUAGAGCACUCUAUAUUAGGAGCAGUCCCUAUAUUUAGAGCACUCUGUAUAUUAGUAGUAGUCCCUAUAUUUAAAGCACUCUGUAUAUUAGGAGUAGUCCCUAUAUUUAGAGCACUCUGUAUAUUAGGAGUAGUCCCUUUAUUUAGAACACUCUGUAUAUUAGGAGUAGUCCCUAUAUUUAGAGCACUCUGUAUAUUACAAGCAGCCUGUAUUUUAGGAGGACUCCAGGGUUCCCGCAGUGGCUCCGGCCCAUCAUGCUUUGCUGCAGUAAGCUGCGGUGUUGCCGGGUGCCGGUCACCCUGGUCAUCCUGGUCAUUUACUUCUGUUACCUGCUCCUGGGGGCCGCCGUCUUCUGGGCCCUGGAGAACGAGGCCGAGCAGGAUCAGACCCUCAACUUCCAGCAGGAGAAGUGGGAGCUGCUGAGGAACCACACGUGUAUGGACGACAAGACCCUCGACAUGUUCAUCAGGGGUAUCAUACAGGCGUAUAAGAACGGGAUUCCUCUUCUGGGAAAUGACACCAGUGCGGACAGAUGGGACUUCACUGGAUCUUUCUUCUUCUCAGUGACGGCCAUAACAACAAUUGGUUACGGUAACGUGAGCCCCAGCACCGCUGGCGGUCGCAUCUUCUGCAUCUUCUUUGCGCUCUUCGGGAUCCCGCUGAACCUGAUCCUGCUGAACCGUCUGGGGCGAAGGAUGCUGCGUCUGGUGCAGAGAGCUGCCGAAUUCCUGGGGAGGAAAACUCGGCGACAGAAAACAGUGAAGUUCCUCUCCAGCACCUGCGCCCUGGUGUCCGGUCUUCUCCUCUUCUUCUUGCUGCCGCCCAUCCUCUUCCGGGCGAUGGAGGGCUGGACGUACGAGGAGGGCUUCUAUUACGCCUUCAUCACCCUGAGCACUAUUGGUUUUGGAGACUAUGUCAUCGGGCAGGUCCCGGAGAAGAAUUAUCCUAACUGGUACCGGAACGUGGUGUCGCUGUGGAUCCUGUUCGGCCUGGCGUGGCUCUCCCUCAUCAUCAACCUCUCUAUAAACCUCCUGGAGAGCUCCCCGGACUUCUGCCUGUGCUGUAAGAGGAAAGUGGAGGAGAAGAGGGACCUGGAGCUCAUAGAGGUCACUCUGAACGGACGGGCCCCCACACCUCUACAGGGCCCCGAGGACUCGGAAUCCACCUCCAGCACCAGCAAAGCCGACUCACUGGAGUGACACCGGAACAAUGGACAAAGGGGGCGCUGGGUGUCCACGAGAGCAGCGUCUGUGCUGGACAGGUCACCGAUAUACAUCCCUCCUGAAGUACUCUGCGCUGCUGGAGGACCCUGCUCCUUCCACAACAAACAUUCAGUCUGUGACCUUCAGCAGGAUCAACACCCUCCGCUCCCGAAAUACCCUGUGCAAUGGGGACCCUGAUCCCUCCACUAAGUCAUUGUCAAUAUUUGACCUUCAUAAGACUUAGAGCACUCCUCUCCUGAAAUACUUUGUUGUGCUGCUGCUAGUGGGGAAGGGGUGGGGGG